Molecule: messenger RNA, 1530 nt
Organism: Diaporthe citri
Lineage: Eukaryota; Fungi; Ascomycota; Sordariomycetes; Diaporthales; Diaporthaceae
Exons: 5
Coding region: 1-1530 (509 amino acids)
Source: RefSeq, a predicted model, not a curated record
AUGAAGCUUCUGUCAUCAUCGUGCGUCGAACGGAUUGGGAGUACACACGGUCUGCUGACUAAGGACGCCGUGCAGGGAUGGGUGGCCAAAAUUAAGCCGCGGCCCACCCGCGGGCCGUCUCCAGACUACUGCGACCGUCUCGACGCUCCUUUCUGGCCCCGGCCGACGCGUGUCUUGUCCGAGAUAGACUUCACUCUCACCCCUACAACUUCCAAGCAGUCGGGAGAAGCGCCUCCAAACCUCGAUUCAGUCGUCAACUCCGAGCCUGGCAGCGUAUCAUCAUCCAGGGAUACUCGCGAGGUCGGGGAUGCCAUGGCUUUAGGCGGCUCAUAUGCGUCCAAACAGAACAUCGUCAUCGGCGCCGUCCUGUUCAUGUUCGUCUGGUACCUGACCUUCAACAGCCAAGCGAACCCAGCAGGGAGUGUUAGCAAGACGGACACACUGCAGGUCGACUCAUCACAGCAUGAUGGCCCCCUCGAACUUGACGGGGCCCUUGAACUCGACGGGUCCCGUCCCGAGGGACAACCAGAGCUUCCCAUGCCGACCAAGCCAGUCAAGCCCAUCAACCCCUACAUAACAGAAGGGCAGCUCAACCCCUCCGGCCGCUCGACCAAGGGACCACUGUCUCCCCCCGCCGACGACCCAUGGCGGCCCCUGAUCCUAUAUGCCUUCUCCGACUCGCCCGUGUCGCGCGACAACCUGCGCUUCUUCCUCCACCACGGCCUGCAUGCCGCAGCCGACUUCAUCUUCAUCCUCAACGGCAUGAACAACGAGACGGCCCAGGAGCUGCUCAUCCCGCAGGGCGCGUCCAACAUCCGCACCGUCUACCGGCCCAACACGUGCUACGACCUGGGCGCAUACGGCGAGGUGCUCAGGGGGGAUAAGAUCAAGCUCGGCAUGAGCCCGGGUCGGCUAGAGCUGUACAAGCGGUACAAGCGGUUCCUGAUGCUCAACUCGAGCGUGAGGGGCCCCUUCCUGCCGCACUGGGGCCAGGGCGCCUGCUGGAGCGACAUCUUCCUGGCCAAGGUCAACAUCGAGACGAAGCUGGUGGGCAUGACGGCCAACUGCUGGCCGGCCUUCCACGUGCAGUCCGAGGUGUGGGCGACCGACUUCGUGGGCAUGGAGCUCCUCAUGCACCCGCCGCCGCCCGACGCCAACGCCACCAACGUCGACGCCUUCGCGGCGCGCGAGGAGCCCGUCGGGCUGGCCGGGUGCUACCCGGACCUCAACAAGGCGCUGCACGCCGAGCUGGGCGCCACGCGCAUCAUGCUCGACGCGGGCCACCGCGUCGACCUGCUCAUGAGCGCCUACCACGGCAUCGCCAACUACUCGGCCACCUGCGACCCGCAGCAGCACGGCGACAUGCUGUGGAACGGCAAGUACUACGGCACCAACGUGCACCCGUACGAGACCGUCUUUGCAAAGACGAACCGCGACAUCGACCCCGUGCUCGUCGACCGCCUGAGCGAGUGGCAGUGGGCCUCGGGCUGGCGGAGCUGGGAUAGCUGUGGGGCAUGGUCGACGUGGUGA